GCUGUCAGGGGGCGCGCGGUCCGGAGCAGGAGGCGGUGGCGGCGGCCCCGGGAGCGAGUGUCCCUCGGCCGGCCCGAAAUGGUCCGGGGCGUCGUGGGCUGGGGCUGCUUAUGGCUGUGGUGCUCCGCGUGCGUGCUGGCCCACGGUUUGCGCAUCCAUGAGUAUCUGUACUUCCAAGUGCUGAGUCCAGGGGACAUUCGCUACAUCUUCACUGUCACGCCUGCCAAGGAUUUUGGGGGUGUCUUCCACACCAGGUACGAGCAGAUCCAGCUUGUCCCGGCUGACCCCCCGGAGGCCUGUGGACCACUCAACAACGGGUUUUUCAUCCAGGACCAGAUUGCCUUGGUGGAGCGGGGGGGCUGUUCCUUCCUCUCCAAGACGAGGGUGGUACAGGAACACGGGGGCCGGGCGGUGAUCAUCUCCGACAACGCGGCCGACAAUGACAGCUUCUACGUGGAGAUGAUCCAGGACAGCAGCCACCGCACGGCCGACAUCCCGGCUCUCUUCCUGCUGGGCAGAGAUGGCUACAUGAUCCGCCGCUCCCUGGAACAGCACGGGCUGCCCUGGGCCAUCAUCUCCAUCCCAGUCAAUGUCACCAGCAUCCCCACCUUUGAACUGUUGCAGCCGCCUUGGACGUUUUGGUAGAAGAGAUGCCAGGCCCCCCAGCCUCCAGACUGAGGGAAAAGAGGCACCUGAGCCCUGGCCUCUGGUUGAAGCUAACAGCCCCAGAAGCUGGGGUUAGGCUGAGCGAAGGCGGGGCUCCCACCCUCCACCCCCUGCCUCGCCCAAGGGCCCACACCCCUGAGAGAUGGUGCCCGGAGCUAGGCUAGUCACAAGCUGGGGCACAGGGACCGGGGAGGGGCUUGGAGACAAGCCCCUUCUCUGGCCCCCUGCAUUGAGCACAAUAAAGCCUUGGGAGAUUUUUA
Messenger RNA from Antechinus flavipes (yellow-footed antechinus), 926 nucleotides. It is a transcript of the gene PRADC1, whose product is annotated as protease associated domain containing 1. The record is from RefSeq and is a predicted model, not a curated record. The coding region runs from base 79 to 645 and encodes 188 amino acids. The transcript is spliced from 5 exons. NCBI's taxonomy places the organism in Eukaryota, Metazoa, Chordata, Mammalia, Dasyuromorphia, Dasyuridae.